Blumeria graminis f. sp. triticale is the source of this 1011-nucleotide messenger RNA. Lineage: Eukaryota; Fungi; Ascomycota; Leotiomycetes; Helotiales; Erysiphaceae. The record is from the annotation of a GenBank genome assembly.
CCUCCGAAUUUCACGAACUCUUUUGCCUAUUCAACGAAACUAGCAGGAUUGCUUGCACAGCGUAUCCUACACUUUAUUCAGUUUUGCUUGAGACUUCAGCCCUGUCAACUGACAAUUUCUCUCAUACUAAUAAUCACCUCAGGAGUUAUACCACCUGAACUCCCACCUUCUGUGGAAGAAGCAUAUCGUGCAAAAUGUAUUCAGCUCAAGCAUCGAUUAAGCGAAGUUGAGGAAGCAAACGAUAAUGCUCGCGCGCGAAUAGUUCGAAUUAACCGAAGCAUCCAAAAGUCAAGACUAGAACGUGCUUUUCUUUUGGAGCAACUUGCAAAACGAACAAGUGCUAAUGUUGAGGAUUCAGAGGGUAGCCCCAGUCCUCCCCCCACUCCAAAGGAUAAGCCCUUACGUAUUAAGCGUGGUCAUCGCAAGCCGGAGUUCAUGAAUAACGACGCAACUGAAGCGCAAACUAGGAGUAUAUGUGCUGGACAGGGGCAGACAACUAUGUCUCCACCUUCAGAUGCCGUCUCAAACACAUUUCCAGAUCCUCGUCGUAACUCUACCCCUCAAACACAGUCUCAACCCUCUAAACGCCAGCUGCUCAGUAAUGGGACAAAUAGAUCUUCUGGACCCUCAAUUUUUUUAUCGAACCAAUCGCGUCAGCAUGACCCGAAUAAUGCGUUCGAAGUUUAUAACAACGAACUAAGACCAAAUUUAGAGAAUGAGCAUAGAAAAGAGAUUCUUGAGGGAUCAUACGAUCUGGAAGCCGCUCUGCUUAUGGGGUGGAACGCCUUGGGCCCUAAGAAGAAGAAUGAAUAUAAACAGAAACUUGAUAUUAUAAAGCAAGCUCUAGACGCUGAUGAAGACACUGUCCGCGGCGGAACUCCUCGUCUGGCUUCCCCUCAUUUACAACGAGUGGAAGAAGUCGAAGAAAAUGAUGUAGAGAUGGCUGAUGAUGUCAGCACACCUGUACCAGCUCCUGAAAUUAGUGGUUUUACCGCCGUUAAUCGUACUUGA